Messenger RNA from Centruroides sculpturatus (bark scorpion), 1833 nucleotides. RefSeq names its product HIV Tat-specific factor 1 homolog (gene barc). Gene Ontology annotation, cellular component: U2 snRNP; U2-type spliceosomal complex. The transcript has 8 exons. NCBI's taxonomy places the organism in Eukaryota, Metazoa, Arthropoda, Arachnida, Scorpiones, Buthidae. The record is from RefSeq and is a predicted model, not a curated record. Gene Ontology annotation, biological process: mRNA splicing, via spliceosome. Gene Ontology annotation, molecular function: RNA binding. The coding region runs from base 113 to 1417 and encodes 434 amino acids.
CGACAUUUGUAGAUGGCGCAUUAUGGCGACGUGCUAUUUAGAGUCGAAAGUCAAAAAUCGUUUACCGAUCGUCAAUUCUAUAAAAUCCGUAAAUAAAUAAAAAGAUAACAACAUGAACGAUCCCGAUUUUGAAAAACAGUUAGAAUACGAAGCGUUAGAGAAACAGAAACAAGAACAUGGAGAAUGGCAGGGCGAUUCUUGCGUUUACACGGAUCCAAAGGACGGAACCGUUUACGAAUGGAACACGGAAAAACAGGCGUGGUUUCCAAAGAUCGACGACAAUUUUAUAGCGGCCUAUCAGGCCAAUUACGGUUACGAAAACACCGCCACGUCCUGCACUUCGAAAGAGGAGACUGCCAGUUCGGCCGUUCUUAAACAACCUCAAAAAGGAGAAAAAAGAAAAGUGAACAGUGAACCUGGUUGGUUCGAAGUCGACGAUGCACACAACACGAACGUUUACGUAUCGAACUUGCCGCUGAGCAUGACAGACGAAGAAUUCGUCGAACUCAUGAGUAAAUGCGGACUGGUCAUGAAAGAUCCGGAUUCUGGUCAGUUCAAAAUUAAAUUAUAUCGCAAUCCGGACGGGAGUAUGAAAGGAGACGGGCGUUGCUGCUACAUAAAGGUAGAAUCCGUCGAUCUUGCUUUGAACAUUUUAGACGGGUAUAUUUAUAAAGAUAAGGUGAUACACGUCGAAAGGGCAAAAUUCGAAUUGAAAGGAGCGUAUGAUCCGAGCAAAAAACCAAGAAAGAAAAAGGGGAAGGAAAAGGAGAAAAUGAAAAAGAAAAUAGAAAAGUUAUUUGAUUGGAGACCAGAGAAACUUAGAGGAAUGAGGGGAAAGCACGAGAAUGUUGUAAUUAUAUACAAUAUGUUUGAUCCCAUCGAAUUUGAGAGAGAUCCAUCACUUAUUAUGGAGUACCAGAAGGAUGUGAGAGAGGAAUGUUCGAAGUGCGGAGAAGUUAAGAAAGUCGUAGUCUACGACAGGCAUCCCGAGGGGAUCGUAUCCGUUUCGUUCAAGGAAGUAGAACAGGCCGACGAAUGCGUCGUCCUGAUGAACGGCCGCUGGUUCGCCGGUAGACAGCUGAGAGCUGAAACUUGGGACGGGAGAACAAAAUACAAAAUCGAAGAGUCUGCAGAAGACAGGGAAAAGAGACUGGCGCAAUGGGACAAGUUCUUAGACGGAGAGGAAGGAGAACCAAAAUCUGCUUCCGCCAAUCCCACAUUGUCUAACACAAAAACGGAGAAGAAUCCUGCUUUCGGUACCGUCGCGGUAGAAAAUUCUAAAAAGAAAAUUACUUCCAAAGGAACCAUGUCAAAAGACGAGGCAGAGACCGAAAGUUCCGGCGAUUCAGAACCGGAUCUAGACGACUCGGAACAGAAUCUGAACGGAAAGUCGAGCACGGCAAACCGGAAAAACUGAGCGCUUCCUCCUCGUGGAAUGUUUAACCAUUAUUUAAAAACAUACCAGCAGUCCUCCCACGCUUUUAUAGACUAAAGUCGGCUGCCAGACCAUUAAUUAGACUCGCGCUGCCAUUCAAGUUACCAUAUCCACUAAUAAAUAAUAAAGUGUUAUGUCAAAAUAUGCCAGAUACACGCCACGCAUCUCGGAAACUGUACAGAAGCACUCCUCAAACUCUAAAGCAUUUUACACUACAACAAUAAUUCCAUUUAUUGUAUGGGAGCAAAAUUAUUUUAUUGAAAUUGUGCAAAAAUUCUUUUGUUUUUAUUCUCCACAUCAUUUUUUUUUUUUUUUUGUAAAGAAGAGAUUCAGCAUAUAUAUUUUUCCCUUUCAAAUUAUUAAUGGAAUGUCUACAUUGUAAAUAAACCUGGUAUGUU